CUACGUUCUUCGUUGUCAAUUUAUUCUUUUUCUUUUCCGUAACCUAAGCAACACUCAAACCGACAUGGACAAAAUCAUUCUCAAGAAUCUCAAAUUCGACCUGGCGGUAGGCUUUGAUGCCUGGCGCCGGUACGGUAAACCACAGCCUGUUUCUGUCAAUCUCGAGAUUCACCCGAGGUCAAACUUCGAAGCUGCUGCGGCUCAGGACGACGUCAGUCUGUCUCUGGACUAUGGCAAGCUAUACAAGAGUAUCGCUGCAACCCUGGCAAAUUCAGGACCCCAUCAGACCAUCCACGUCCUGAUCGACCAACUGGCUCAACUCAUGCCUGAGUACGCAUUUCUCGACAUCGACAUCCUGUUUCCCAAGGCACUCUUACAAGUGAACGGAGGACUCUUGUACCGCCUCCAGGUCGACAACUCCACACUCGGAGUCAUGACACCUAGCUUGACACUUGAUGUCAAGGGUAUCGCGUGCAGCUGCAUCAUUGGUGUCAAUCCUCAUGAACGACUCUACAAGCAAUCAUUGUCCAUGGAUAUAAGCUUCCCAGUGAUAACAACCGCUCUUGGUCCCGAGCCAACUGAAACGCAUUACACUGCUGAGCUACACGACAUGGUCGAUGAAAUCAUUGAGCGGGUAAAAGGGUCAUCGUAUCAUACAAUCGAGGCUCUUGCAUCUGCAGUAGCACAAGUUGUUACCCUGAAUUACGGCCACACAGUUGCCAAAGUCCGCAUUGAGAAACCUAGUGCCAUUGCCACAAUCGAGGCUGCCGCCGUAGAGAUCACCAGAAGCAAAACCUUCUUCGAGAAUAAGGAUUUUUGGAAGGUCAAGAGACCUUGAUCAGGACCAUCAGGGGUCAAUUUCCAAUCAGGUCCACUAUGCUCACUCGUCUCCGCCGUGCUUGCGAUGAGUUAAGUCCACCUUUCGGGCUUGGUUCGCCAUCGACUUCCCUCCACGUCCCAGGAAGACUGUCUCGAGGCAAAGCCUGGACGUGUCUAGCCGAAAAGCUCGUGUUGAGGCCAGUUGUGAGCUCGGGAGUUAUAUAAGGCGCGAAGAAACUUUCGAUCGACCGCUUGGGACUUGUAGGGAUGCCGUCCUCUGAAUCUUCGUUUGGAUUGAGCACCUUUUCGGUGCAGAGUCUUUGUUCUCGUCUCCUCCUGUUCCUCUUUAUUACCGAUUCCGACUUACCUUCGGGAUGUGGAAGGCUUAAGUCUCCAGCGGGUUGCUUUUCCGUACUCUCUUUACUCGGCUGCAUAGAAGAAGAUUUCAGGGCAACACGUUCAUCGACAGCUUUCUUCCGCGAUGGAGUGUUCGGGAUGUUUCUGAGAGGAUUGGCUGGAACAUCCAAUUGGUGGUUACUCUUGUUGACCUUGAAAAAGUCAUGCAUGGUCGGUGGACUAGCUAGCAGUCUCUGGCUAGGUAUCAACUUCGGCGGCGGUGAGAGGCCUGUGGUUGUGUCACCACUGUCCUGGCCACGAAGAGAAGAAGCACCAAGUCUCGUGUUUCUUGAUGUUACUGGCUGGCUGCAUGGUUUCGAAGCAGACAUGUAAUUCAGAAUUGCCCCCGUUGGCAUGACACUUGCUGCUUUCGACUUAGUCUCAUUUUUUUUCUUGCAUUUCCGAGCCGCAAACUUCUUGG
Messenger RNA from Exophiala oligosperma, 1636 nucleotides. Its product is annotated as dihydroneopterin aldolase. Gene Ontology annotation, cellular component: cytoplasm. NCBI's taxonomy places the organism in Eukaryota, Fungi, Ascomycota, Eurotiomycetes, Chaetothyriales, Herpotrichiellaceae. Gene Ontology annotation, biological process: folic acid-containing compound metabolic process. The transcript is spliced from 3 exons. The coding region runs from base 65 to 838 and encodes 257 amino acids. The record is from RefSeq and is a predicted model, not a curated record. Gene Ontology annotation, molecular function: dihydroneopterin aldolase activity.